This is a messenger RNA of Ricinus communis (castor bean), 1907 nucleotides long. RefSeq names its product UDP-glucose 6-dehydrogenase 4. Gene Ontology annotation, cellular component: nucleus; cytosol. The transcript is spliced from 2 exons. Gene Ontology annotation, molecular function: UDP-glucose 6-dehydrogenase activity; NAD binding. The coding region runs from base 221 to 1663 and encodes 480 amino acids. Lineage: Eukaryota; Viridiplantae; Streptophyta; Magnoliopsida; Malpighiales; Euphorbiaceae. The record is from RefSeq and is a predicted model, not a curated record. Gene Ontology annotation, biological process: glycosaminoglycan biosynthetic process.
CGCACAUUAUUAUUAGGCUAAUAGGUGACACGAACCUGAGUGGUUAGAUCAUGGAAGCCUGGUUGGUGCAUGUGCAGUGUAUAUAUAAAAGGAAGGGUCUUUGAAUCUUGAGCCCCUCAUUCUUCGGCGAAAUACCUUUCUCUCUUCUUCCUCUUCUUCUUCUUCUGCAUCUUUCUUUUACAAGAGGACUGCAAGGCGAUCCAUUUUAUAGCAUAUAAAAAUGGUGAAGAUUUGUUGUAUUGGAGCUGGCUAUGUUGGUGGCCCUACCAUGGCUGUGAUUGCACUAAAGUGUCCAGAAAUUGAAGUAGCUGUAGUUGACAUUUCUGUGGUACGAAUCAAUGCCUGGAAUAGUGACCAACUCCCCAUUUAUGAGCCAGGCCUUGAUGAUGUGGUGAAGGAGCGACGAGGAAAAAACCUUUUCUUUAGCACUGAUGUUGAGAAGCAUGUUUCGGAGGCUGAUAUCGUCUUUGUAUCAGUUAACACCCCAACCAAAACCCAAGGUCUCGGAGCUGGUAAAGCAGCUGACUUGACUUAUUGGGAGAGUGCUGCUAGAAUGAUUGCAGAUGUGUCAAAAUCGGACAAAAUUGUUGUCGAGAAAUCAACAGUUCCUGUGAAAACAGCUGAGGCAAUUGAAAAGAUUUUGAUGCACAACAGCAAAGGUAUCAACUUUCAGAUUCUCUCUAACCCGGAGUUCCUUGCUGAGGGAACUGCCAUCGAAGACCUUUUCAAGCCAGACCGUGUUCUUAUUGGUGGUAGGGAGACUCCAGAAGGACAAAAAGCAAUUCAAGCACUGAAAGACGUUUAUGCCCAUUGGGUCCCUGUGGAACAGAUCAUAUGCACCAAUCUCUGGUCUGCCGAGCUCUCGAAACUCGCUGCAAAUGCCUUUUUGGCACAAAGGAUUUCCUCUGUGAAUGCUAUGUCAGCUCUGUGUGAGGCCACCGGUGCAGAUGUAACCCAAGUGUCACAUGCUGUUGGUAAGGACACAAGAAUCGGGCCUAAGUUCUUGAAUGCCAGCGUAGGAUUUGGUGGAUCUUGUUUCCAGAAAGAUAUCUUGAACUUGGUCUAUAUUUGUGAGUGCAAUGGCCUUCCUGAGGUUGCAAAUUACUGGAAACAGGUUAUUAAGGUGAAUGACUACCAAAAGAAUCGUUUCGUGAAUCGGGUGGUUUCUUCUAUGUUUAACACAGUUUCAGGUAAGAAAAUUGCAAUUUUGGGAUUUGCUUUUAAGAAAGACACAGGUGAUACGAGGGAGACCCCAGCUAUUGAUGUUUGUAACGGCUUGUUGGGUGACAAAGCACAAUUGAGCAUCUAUGACCCACAGGUUUCGCAUGACCAGAUUCAGAGGGAUCUCUCUAUGAAGAAAUUUGAUUGGGAUCAUCCCAUUCAUCUCCAGCCAAUGAGCCCGUCAACAGUCAAGCAAGUUAGUCAUGCUUGGGAUCCUUAUGAGGCAACAAAAGGUGCUCACGGUAUCUGCAUCUUGACCGAGUGGGAUGAGUUCAAAUCUCUUGAUUAUCAGAAGAUUUAUGAUAACAUGCAGAAGCCUGCAUUUGUAUUUGAUGGGCGAAAUGUCGUGGAUGCUGAUAAACUGAGGAGGAUCGGGUUUAUUGUUUAUGCCAUUGGUAAGCCACUUGAUCCAUGGCUGAAGGACAUGCCUGCUAUUGCAUAAAUUCCUAACUGCACGACAUGAAAUGGCUCGUGACCAGUUGUCUUGUAUAAGUUUUUAUGGUUUUUUUUUUUUCCCGAUCUUUGGUCUUUAGCUUAUGCUGUUAUUUUGCAAUUCAGUUGAUUAUUAUUUUGUAAGGAAUCCGAUAACACAAUCAUGUUCGGAUCCUCUUGAUUAGGAGCAGAUCUGAGUGUGAUGUUCUUUUUGGUUUUAUGUAAUAAAAGCAGAAACUUGAGAAAUUAUACUA